Molecule: messenger RNA, 1513 nt
Organism: Momordica charantia (bitter melon)
Lineage: Eukaryota; Viridiplantae; Streptophyta; Magnoliopsida; Cucurbitales; Cucurbitaceae
Product: putative LRR receptor-like serine/threonine-protein kinase At4g31250
Biological process (GO): protein phosphorylation
Molecular function (GO): protein binding; ATP binding; protein kinase activity
Source: RefSeq, a predicted model, not a curated record
GAGGGAGAUAGGGGGAAGAAACUAAGCAAAUAUAACAUAAAAGGACCAGCCUUUUAACAGCUCAUCAGAACAAGAAACUUCUCUAUAGUACUUCUCCAUCUUCAUCUUCCUCCAUUUCCCCUUCCAAAUACGCUUUGGAAAGCGAAUGGCUCGUAAAGCAGACCUGUUUUUUCUGAUCUUAUUUGUAGUGUGCUGCAACACUUGCUCUAGUACCAGCCCCGAGGCCGAAAUCCUCAUCAAGUUCAAGAGCUCUCUGUCGAACAACACAGCGUUGGACAACUGGGACGCGUCGAUCGACAUCUGCAGCGACGAUGCAAGUACGAGAGGCAAAUACUGGACUGGCUUGACCUGCAAGAAUGGAGCUCUGUUCGGGAUACGGCUAGAGAACAUGAGUUUGUCCGGUGUCAUCGACAUAGACACGCUUGCGAACUUGUCGUCUCUGAGGAGCUUGGGCUUCAUGAACAAUAGCUUUCAUGGUCCAAUGCCUCCGGUGAAGAAACUGGGCCCGUUAAAAGCUUUGUAUCUUGCAUACAACAAGUUCUCUGGGGCGAUAUCUGAUGAUGCUUUCCAAAACAUGAGAUCGUUAAAAACGGUGCGUUUAGAGGAGAAUGAGUUUAAGGGGCGGAUUCCUGGUUCUCUUUCGAGUUUGCCAGCGCUGGUGGAGCUGAGCCUUGAAGGGAAUAAAUUUGAAGGCCAAAUCCCAGAUUUUAUUCCAAGGGAUUGGUUGUUGUUCGAUUUGUCCAAUAACCAAUUGGAGGGUUCAAUUCCUUCUGGCUUGGCCAAUAUCGACUCCAACGCAUUUGCAGGGAAUAAAGAUUUAUGUGGACAACCUCUAAGCCGAUGCAAGUCCCCAAAGAAGUGGUACAUCCUCGCCGGCGUCACCGUCGGAAUCGCCGUCUUAGCGAUCAUCGUCAUUUACCACCGCUACCGCCGCCGCAGAGCUCUAUCAUUAUUGGCGGAAGAGCAGGCCGAAGAUUCAAAAGCCCACGAUAAAUUGGGCUUUGUAAAGGCCCAAUAUCCUGAGAAAACAGAAGAAAAUGCAAAGCUUCAGUUCGUGAGGACCGACAGGCCCAUAUUUGACUUGGAGGAGCUGCUGAAGGCCCCAGCCGAAGUUCUGGGCGGCGGGAGCUUUGGGUCGUCUUAUAAGGCCCUGCUUUCAAAUGGGCCCCCAGUGGUUGUGAAGAGGCUCCGGCCCAUGAAAUGCGUUGGGUUCGAAGAGUUUCACGAGCACAUGGGAAGGCUGGGCAGAAUAUCGCAUCCCAAUUUGCUUCCGCCGGUGGCUUUCUAUUAUAGGAAUGAAGAUAAGCUUCUGAUUUCUGAGUUCAUGGGGAACGGUAACUUGGCUGAUCAUCUUCAUGGUCAUGCCCAGCGCACUCCUGGAAACAUUGGGCUGGACUGGCCCACUAGGCUACGGAUCAUCAAAGGAGUGGCCCGAGGCCUGGCCCAUCUUCACAUGGAGCUACCGGGCCAGGCCCUACCCCACGGCCAUCUCAAAUCCUCAAACGUCCUUCUA